Messenger RNA from Pediculus humanus corporis (human body louse), 1137 nucleotides. RefSeq names its product histone deacetylase, putative. NCBI's taxonomy places the organism in Eukaryota, Metazoa, Arthropoda, Insecta, Psocodea, Pediculidae. Gene Ontology annotation, molecular function: histone deacetylase activity. The coding region runs from base 1 to 1137 and encodes 378 amino acids. The record is from RefSeq and is a predicted model, not a curated record. The transcript has 7 exons.
AUGUCAAAGAAAAAAAAAUAUUAUUACAUACUUGAUGAAAAACUAAUUAAUGUAUCAAAAAAUAUACCCAAUAUAGAAAAUAGGGCAUUAGUUUCUCAGUCAUUAAUUUCUUCUUAUAAUUUAUUAUCUCAAUGCGAAGUUUGCAAAUGUGAAGAAGCUACCCUAGAAGACUUAUCAUCAUUUCAUUCAUUUGAAUACAUUGAAAUUUUAAAAAAAAUUCAAAAUAGUUCAGACUUGGAAGAUAUGAUGAACUGCAGUGAAAUUGCUGAUUUUAAUUUAGGUUACGAUUGCCCUUUAUUUGAAGGAAUUCUUGAUUUUGUUAAACUUAUCGCAGGUAGUUCUUUGACAGCUGCUAAAAAAUUAAUUAAAAAGUAUAUGCAAAAUAUUCCAAUUUCAAUUAAUUGGUUUGGCGGUUGGCAUCAUGCUCAAAGAGACGAAGCUGGAGGAUUUUGUUAUGUGAAUGAUAUCGUUAUAGCAAUUCAAUAUUUGCUAAAAUUUUUCAAAAGAAUAUUAUACAUCGACUUAGAUGUUCACCAUGGGAAUGGUGUAGAAAAUGCAUUUAUUUUUUCACCCAGAGUUCUUACUUUCAGUAUUCACAAAUAUGAACCUGGCUACUUUCCAUCGACAGGAUCAAUAGAUGAUAUUGGAGAAGGGAGAGGAAAAUUUUUUACAGUUAAUGUACCUUUAAAAAGUGGAAUAAAAGAUGAUAAAUACAUUAAAAUUUUUAAUGUUAUAUUUAAUAAAAUAAUAGAAAAAUACAAACCUGAUUCCAUUGUUGUACAAUGCGGUGCCGACACACUUCCAGAAGAUCCUUUGGGAGGUUUUAAUGUGACACCUUACGGAAUAGGAGAAUGUUUAAAAUCUAUUAUUAAUGUUAAAUUACCAUUAUUGAUAUUAGGAGGAGGAGGAUAUAAUAUUGCAAAUACAUCAAAAUUUUGGACAUAUUUAACAAGUUUGAUUUUAAAUUAUCCAAUAUCAAACGAUAUACCACCUGACGAUCCGUUUUUAACACUCUACGGACCGGAAUACGAGAUUAAAAUUAAUCCGAGCCUACGUAAGGACGAAAACGACGAUGAUUAUAUAGAAAAAGUAACAACUUCCGUUCUUGAUAAUUUAAAUGGAUUACCGAUCACGUGA